Paramecium sonneborni is the source of this 562-nucleotide messenger RNA. NCBI's taxonomy places the organism in Eukaryota, Ciliophora, Oligohymenophorea, Peniculida, Parameciidae. The record is from the annotation of a GenBank genome assembly.
AUGAAUUAUACAUUUUUGGGUUAUUCCUCUAUUCUUAGUGUUUAAGUGAAGGCUAUAAUUACGAAAAUAUAUUCAGUAUCUUUUAGAGUAAAAAUUUAAUUCCUUUAGCAUUAAUGAUCGGGAUGGUAUUACAUCUAGUGCUGAAUAUGAAAAUUAUUUAAAUAAAGUUAAAUAAUUUACUAACUUGUGCAAAGUGAAUUAAAUUUAUUACUUUAUUCAGAUAAAGCCAAAGUUGAAAAAUUAAUUUGACAAGUUUAGAAGAGAUAAAGUUUAAUGGUUCUUAAAUCAUUUUAUGAAUGAUAAAAUAUAAUUUAUUUAUAUUAUCAUACUAAAAAUGGGUUUAAUUUAAAACUUUAUAUGUUAUUGUUUUUAAAAAAUUAAAAGUAGAAGCGGAAUUGAAAUUUAAUCACGGCUGAAUUUUUUGGAGGAAAAAAUAAAAAAAAAUAUUAUUGUUUACCCGAAGAAUUAAAAAAAAAAUUUUUUGUCUUUCAAAGACAAAAAGGGAUAGCUAAAUCAAAUCUAGAAAGGUUAAAUUCAGAAAUUGAGGUUUAAGCUCCUCUGA